AUGUCGACUGUCGGCUGUCGACUGGCGGCAGUCGACUGGCGACUGGCGACUGGCCGAGCGCCUUGCAACCCAACCACGAACACGACACACCACUCGGCACACGCACGCGCGGCCCCAGACAGCAGGAGCCCGCCAGAUUGCCCGCACUAUCCGUCGCGAAGACAAGGACGCCCGCACAUCACGGGGACGCUCACGGGGACACUCGCGGAGACACACACGGGGACACACGACACAAUGCCUGGCCCUCCACCUCCCCCUCCGCCCAUGCCGCCCAUGGGCCGGGGCGCUGGUGGACCUCCGCCGCCGCCGCCAAUGCCUGGGACAAAGGCGCCAGGAGCGAAGCCGCCGUCGGGUGCCGGACGCGGAGCCCUGCUGGGUGACAUAUCAAAGGGCGCAAGGCUACGGAAGGUCGGGGUGGUCAACGACCGCUCAGCACCAGCGGUCGGAAAGGUCAAAGAUGUCGCGCCGGCGAUUGGAGGUGCGCCGCCUGUGCCUGGCAUGGGGAGGCCGCCGGCGCCGCCGGGAGCACUGGCGCCGCCUGUGCCUGGAGGGGGCAGCCGGGCGAGAAGCAACAGCGACACUGGAGGCGACGGCGCGAUGGCGGCGCCGCCUCAGCUGGGCGGACUGUUCGCGGGGGGAAUGCCGAAGCUGCGGAAGUCUGGCGGCGUGAAGACGGGCGCCGACACAAAGUCGCCGUACAUGUCCGACCCAGAGACGGCGCGACCACCACGGGGCGCCGCACCGAAGCCCCCGGGCGCCCCUCCGCCUCGGCCUGGCGCGGCGCCGCCAGCACCACCGCCGUUCCCGGGCGCGCGUCCACCGCUCAGGCCUGUGGGCUCGCUGGCCUCGAGCAUAAGCGGGAAGCCGAAGCCGCCGCCGCCAAUUGGCAAGAAGCCGCCCAUGCCUCCUCCGUCGUCUCGAAAGCCGUCUGGCAUGGCCCCGCCGCCGCCAGCAUCGCCUGCUCGAGCGCCGCCUGUCCCCGGCGGCGCGCCUCCCGCGCCUCCGCCGCCGCCGCCUGGUGUCGUGCCUCCUGCGCCGCCGCCGCCGCCGCCGCCACCGCCGACAGCUGCGCCGCGAGCCCCUUCGCGAUCGACGCCCCCUCCUCCGCCGUCUGCACCGCCGGGCAGACCGCAGGAAGACGACGACGACUACGACCCAUACCGCUACGACACGUCGCGAUCUCGGUCGCCCUCGGCACCAGCGCCGCCACCGCCCACAAACGGCCACGUCCCCUCGCUGGCAGAACAGGCAGCCCGGAAUGCAUUCGGCCAGGGCCGCGCCACGCCGGCAGCCCCCCCACCGCCGCCCCCAGGCGCCGCGCCAGCCCCUCCUCCGCCACCAGCAUCAGCAGCCACACCGCCGCCCCCACCCCCAAGCGCUCCACCAAGUCGACCCACAUCACAGGCCCCGCCGCGCUCAACAAUGGACGCGAGCAUGUACACGCUGUCCAACGGCGGCGCGAACCUGCGCAGCCCCACGGGCACGCUCGGCGGCGCCGGCCACAAGGGCACCAUCACGCCCGUGCACGACCUGCGCUGGCGCUUCCAGCCCGAGAACUCGUUUCCCGCGCCCCGCCCGUUUACGGGCGGCGCGAAGCGCUACAGGGCGGGUCGCGGCAGCAGUGUCCCGCUGGUUCUCAGCGCGUACGAAUAG
Molecule: messenger RNA, 1653 nt
Organism: Didymella exigua CBS 183.55
Lineage: Eukaryota; Fungi; Ascomycota; Dothideomycetes; Pleosporales; Didymellaceae
Exons: 2
Coding region: 1-1653 (550 amino acids)
Molecular function (GO): actin binding
Source: RefSeq, a predicted model, not a curated record